AUGGUUCAACGCCAUGGGGACGAGCCAUCCCUAGUCACAGAACGAGAGCCUCAUUUGAGUGACACUGCGCAGCCCAGCUCCGACUACCUCUAUCACGCCUGUCGCAUUACUCCUGAGGAAGGCAUCUACAAUCGGUUUAUCAAGCCAGUUCCCGAGGAAGACGAGGAACAGAGUCUAGGAAGCGACAAAACCGAGUCGUUGAAGCAAAGCGCCCAUGUGAAUGUCAUCAAGAUCAUAUCUGUCAUGCUGCUAGGCAUCUUCGUCGCACAGACAGAUACGUCCAUUCUCAUGGCAACACAUGCAAUUAUUGCGUCCGAGUUCAACGCUUUGAAGGACUCUAGCUGGCUCAUUAUCAGUUUCUCUCUAGCUGGGGCGGCCACGCAGACUAUGUACGGCAAGUUAAGUGACAUCUAUUGGCGCAAGAGGAUGGUGAUAAUCGCGUAUACCAUGUUCAUGGCUGGCUGUGCAAUUGUCGGUGUUGGCCAGACAAUGUCGCAGGUUGUCUUGGGCCGAAUUGUAUCCGGUGCUGGAGCCUCUGGCAUGUCCGCACUCGUGUCCGUUCUCAUCACAGAUCUGCUUCCUCUCCGAGAAGUUGCUCAGUGGAGAGCGUAUGUCAACCUCGUAGCUACCCUUGGCCGAAGCAUUGGCGGACCUUUAGGAGGUUGGCUGGCAGAUGUCGUCGGAUGGCGAUGGUCGUUCCGCGGUCAAGUGCCACUCAUAACCCUCGCCAUCAUUCUCUGCUCAGCAUAUUUACCCAGCUACACCAGCACGCUAGACGAGACAGAUGACGCCACCCAGUUGAAGAAGAGCAAGUUCAGCCGUAUCGACUUCAAGGGUUCGUUCAUCUUCGCUGCCCUUGUGCUGGCCCUGCUUCUCCCCAUCGAGCUCGGCGGCGUCAAGAUUCCCUGGUCCCACCCGCUCAUUUUCGUCUUUCUCGGUGCCAGCGUCAUCCUUCUCGUCUCGUUCAUUGCAGUAGAAAGGCGACAGGCCGAGCCAAUCCUGCCGCUGGAGAUUUUCCACAGCAAAGACGCCAUCCUUUCAUUCUUGAUCCUGGGACUCCAAACCGCCGCCCAGCUGGGACUCAUGUUCACUGUCCCCCUCUACUUCCAAGUGACAUCCACGCCGCGGCCGUCCGCCACCGUCGCGGGCGCGCACCUCGUCCCUGCCGUUAUGGGCAACGCUAUCGGCGGCAUCAUCUCUGGUUCCGCUAUCAAGCGCUCAGGACGGUACAAGUCCCUCGUCAUCUGGGCCGUGACCUGCUCCUCCACCGGCUAUCUUCUCCUAAUGCUGAGGUGGCACGGCAACACCAAGUCUUGGUUCGAAUCGCUGUACAUCUUCCCCGGAGGCUUUGGCAUGGGGGUCACGAGCAGCGCGCUGUUCAUCUCGCUUCAGGUGGUCAUUGACCCGGCCCACAUGGCGCCUGCUGUGUCGUUCAUGUAUCUGAUGCAAACGGUAUGGAUGACGAUUGGGUUACCGGCUGCGAACACGAUUAUGCAGACCGUGCUUCGAAGAAACCUUGAGAUUCGGCUGUUGAAGCUAGGAUAUGACAAAGUUGAGGUAGCCAAGGUCAUAUCGAAGGCUGUUUCUGAUGUUGACUUUAUCGACGGCGCAAUCGAUAAGGUCAGGGAUGCUGUUGUCCAGUCGUAUAUUGACGGUCUAUGGUGGAGUCACGGGUUCUCGUUUGCCUGCUCGGUCACUGCACUUGUGCUGGCUGUCUUCCUCAAGCAGAGGAGGCUCGACGUGCACAAGUCUAACCCCUGAUGAACAUUCUUGCUGGGCGAACACUGCUGCUGAAGGUUGGGAAUAUCCGGCCGUUGAACAACUUCAGCCCAUAUUAAGUUUCCGGGAGAAGCACACGGAUUUUCCUUGGGGCUGCUCCGUACAAGUUCACCAGUGUGGCUCGUGUGUCUCAAAUAAAUCCACUGAGUAAGAAACUCCGCAAUGCGUGAAAUAUGUCCUAGAAUGAUG
Messenger RNA from Neurospora hispaniola, 1968 nucleotides. Its product is annotated as major facilitator superfamily domain-containing protein. Gene Ontology annotation, molecular function: basic amino acid transmembrane transporter activity. Gene Ontology annotation, biological process: basic amino acid transport; transmembrane transport. The transcript is spliced from 6 exons. Bases 1 to 1761 code for a protein of 586 amino acids. The record is from RefSeq and is a predicted model, not a curated record. Gene Ontology annotation, cellular component: fungal-type vacuole membrane. Lineage: Eukaryota; Fungi; Ascomycota; Sordariomycetes; Sordariales; Sordariaceae.